AUGGGGCGUGUUAAUUUUUUAAAUGUCAUUGCGGCGAUUUAUUGUUUAACAUGGCAAAGUACAGUGUAUGGUGGUUAUGUCAAAUUGACCCACGAUGGACCAACUGUCCAAGGUGGAAUAAUAACUUUUCAAGCUGAUCUUUAUUUCAGUGACGGUACCAGACCGUCUGGUACCUUUGUUUACUUUUGGAGAGAUAACGCAGUGCCUCCGCAUACAUACGAGUCGCAAUCGUCAGAAAAUACGACAAGUAUUUGGAGAGUGCAAUAUCCAGCAGACCUAUAUCCAGUAGGAGAGUAUACUGUUGAAGUUAAAGUAGAGCGUAAAAUACUUAUCAUCUUCUGGCCAGAAAUUACCAGUCAGCAUAAAACAUUUGAAAUAACUCCUCUACUUAAUGGUAACUUGACAAUAGCACAGUCUAAUAACACAGCAACAAAUGAAUAUAUAUCAUCUGCUUCAGAGGCGGAAAUACUGAUUAAAUUACGUAAAGGUGACGCUGAUUAUAUCGAAGCAAAUGCUACUGCGAUAACGACAUACUGGUUUGUUGAUUGCAAAUAUUAUGGACAGACUAAUGAUUUUAGUUUUCGUUUCAACUUUACAAAACCCGAGACAGAGGCAUCAUUAGAAGCAUUGGUGGUAGCUUCGUAUGAUCCUCCUACAACUGUUGCUCCUACGACGAGCACAACAACAACAAAAACAACAACAACUACUACUACUACUACUACUACUACCUCAGCACCAUCAUCCAAUGGAACCAUUCCGUCAAAUAGUACCACUACGACUACUCCCAAAUCAAUCGUUACGACGACACUUAAGCCAACAGUAACAACUCCAAGCACGAACUCAUCAACGAAUGCUACUAUUGGCUUUAAAAAUAUUUCUUUACCGUAUGUUUGUGUAAAUACGUCUCUAGUUUCUCCGGAUCCCAAGAAAACAUACGGAUAUUUCCAAAGACAAAUAAAAGUGAGAGGUACUAAUUGGAUAAAGCCAUGGGAUCUUUUGUCUUUAAAUGUCACGUGUCAUGGAUCUGGUCCUUUUUAUAAAUGCCUUCAGUAUCAUCGUGGCAAUUACAAUAUUACUGGAAAUGAAACAUGCGAUAACGGCGAAAAGCUUAACUCGUGUAACUUUUCAAUUAGUCACUACUUCUUAGACCCUACUGUUUAUACAAUAUUGAUGAUACUUAAGAAUGAUGUCAGUGUGCAUGUUUAUCCGUUAACUAUUAACAUUUAUGAGGCAACGGCAAAGCCUCAAUUAUCUGUUAUCGUUGUACCGGUAUCCUGUACAUUAGCUGCUGUGGUAUUAAUAGUAUUUGGUAUUGCAUAUUAUCUUCAAAGUCGAGCACGAUUUACCGUUGAAGUUGCAGACUUUGAUUUCGGUCAAAGCAAUCCAGAAAUGGAGUAUAAGACAUUCACCGAGCGGCUACGUGAUUCGUUUAAUAGCACUGGAUACAAGCAGUUAGGUGAUCCAAAAACUAUUCAAAACUAA
Messenger RNA from Cotesia congregata, 1482 nucleotides. The record is from the annotation of a GenBank genome assembly. Lineage: Eukaryota; Metazoa; Arthropoda; Insecta; Hymenoptera; Braconidae.